This is a messenger RNA of Rhodamnia argentea, 1074 nucleotides long. RefSeq names its product agamous-like MADS-box protein MADS9. Gene Ontology annotation, biological process: positive regulation of transcription by RNA polymerase II. The coding region runs from base 177 to 803 and encodes 208 amino acids. Gene Ontology annotation, molecular function: DNA-binding transcription factor activity, RNA polymerase II-specific; RNA polymerase II cis-regulatory region sequence-specific DNA binding; protein dimerization activity. The record is from RefSeq and is a predicted model, not a curated record. The transcript has 7 exons. Gene Ontology annotation, cellular component: nucleus. Lineage: Eukaryota; Viridiplantae; Streptophyta; Magnoliopsida; Myrtales; Myrtaceae.
ACUUCUGUACCACUCCUUUUUUCAGCUUCCCUCUCUCUCUCUCUAUCUCUGCUAUUCAGCUAUUCAGCUUUCAUUUUGCAAACAAGAGCAGAUAAAGAAGUGAACAGGAGAGAGAGAACAAAAGAGAAAGGGAAGGCCCAGAGAAAAGAAGAAAUUAUCAGAAAGAAGAAAGAAAGAUGGGGAGAGGUAAGAUCGAGAUAAAGAGGAUAGAGAACUCAAACAACAGGCAGGUGACCUACUCAAAGAGAAGGAACGGGCUGAUCAAGAAGGCUAAGGAGAUCUCUGUCCUGUGUGAUGCUCAAGUGUCUGUGAUCAUCUUUGGUAGCUCUGGGAAGAUGCAUGAGUACUGCAGCUCUAACACCUCAUUGGUUGAUAUAUUGGACCAGUAUCACACACAGUGUGGGAAGAGGCUUUGGGAUGCUAAGCAUGAGAAUCUGAGCAAUGAACUGGAUAGGAUCAAAAAGGAGAACGAUAACUUGCAGAUUCAGCUCAGGCACCUGAAAGGUGAAGACAUAACAUCACUAAACCAUAGAGAGCUGAUAAUCCUAGAAGACAGUCUCGAAAAUGGCCUCACAUGUGUCCGAGACCAGAAGGAUGAGGUUGUCAUGACCCACAGGAGAAACCACAAGCAGCGGGAGGAGGAGACUAAGGAGCUCCAUUUUUUUGCGCAACAUAGAGACAUGAUGAUGGCCGAAAAUGCUAGAGCUGGGAACGAUGAAUACCAUCAAAGAAUCAAGGCCGACUUCGGCUCUGCCGCCUACCGUGUGCAACCGAUCCAGCCAAACCUACAACGAAGGUUCUAAGAACCCCUAUCUUGAGACGACUGUCUACGCUCCUGUGGGCUUGCUGUUGUACCACCAUGCAUGAAGUCUCUUAUAAAAUCUCGAUGCGAAAUAUAUAGCAGAUAUGGAAUAAGAUAUGUGUAUGCAUUGAUGCAAUUGACGUGCCUUGUCUUGAACCGUGCGCUUGAGUAUUUGAACAUGUCCUAGUGCUUCAGGUUGGCAGUCCCACGAACUUGGAUACAUUGUCUACCUUGUCCACCAUAUACUUUAUGCAGUUCAUUGCUCUACUAGA